AUGGCCAAAAAGGGGAAAUCUUCCAAAUCAACUCCCGAACCAAUAUCAGGAGGAGGAGGAGGAGGAGGUAAAGGUAAAUCUAAAAAAGACUCUACUCCAGAACCACCAACCAAAAACAAAAAGAAGAAUAAAGAUACCUCAUCAGAUCAAUCUACAACAACAACACCAGCUAAACCACAAAGAGGAUUAGCAAUUGGUGAUAAUUUUGGAUGGACUGGGAAAUUACCAGUUACUUUACUUAAUGAACAUUGUCAAAAACAAAAAUGGGGUAGAUGUCAAUAUGAUAUGAUUAAAAAAGGUUCAUCUGGCUUUAUUGGAAUUGUUACUUUAAAUUGGGAGAAUCCUAAAACUAAAGAAUUGAUAAGUAUUAAAUUAAAAGGAAAUUAUGAACCAAAAGAAACUACAAAUGAAGCAAGACAUAUGGUUGCUACUUUUGUAUUACAUAGAAUUAAUUAUAUUAAAAAUAUGAAAAUGUUAUUACCUGUGAUUUUUCGUGAUUAUUGGACUCAAUUGGAAGAUGAUAGAGUUAAAUUAUUGAAAGAUAAUAAGGAAUUACAUGAUAGAUUAUUUAAUGUGAAUCCAUUCAUGGUUUAUAUGCAACAGAAAGAAUUAGAAGAAAAGAAAGAAAAGGAAAGAUUAAUUAAACAACAAAAUGAAAUGAAAGUUAAAAAACCUACAAUUAGUUUGGGUAAUAAUACUACUAUAAAUAAAGAUAAACCAGUUAGUAAAAGAUCAAUAGUAUUGGAAUCAGAAACUACAAGAAAAUUCCCAAGAAAAGUAUGGGAAAAUGCUCCAUUUGUUGAUAUUCCUUCAGAAGUGAGAACUUCAAUUGAGCAUUCCAUUAGAAAUCAUAUUGAUUGGGUGAAUACAGAUCAUGAUUUAUUAAAAAAUUCAAAUUCAACUAUAGUUUUGAAUAAUUUAUUAUCACUUGGAUUUAGAGAACCUCAUAUUAAAGAAUCAUUUAAUUAUUGUUCAAAAUUUUCUGAUUGUUUAGAAUGGUUAUUGUUUCAUAUUCCUGAAGAUGAUUUACCUCCAAUGUUUAGUAAAUCAGAUAAAGACUCUAAAAUGCAAUUGAAAAUUUCAUCAAACUUAGAAUUUGAAUAUGCAUUGAAAAGAAUGUCCCAAUCAGGAUUUGAUGAAGAUGAAAUCCUUGAAGUUUAUAAGAAGAACAACAAUGAUGAACAUAAAACUUGUGUUGAUUUAACUCAGCAAUUGGGUCCAAAAAUUGAAACUGUCAAUGAACCCGAUAGUCAAGAUAUCUGGAAUCAGGAAAUUGAAGGACUUGAAAUAACGGGAAUUCCAAUCAAAUAUGAAAAAAAUACCGCCACUGUGAAGUUGAAUCAUGAGUUCUUGGAAGUGAAAAUAUUCAAAAGUGAAAAUUAUCCUAAUGAAUUUCCCGGGAUUCAAGUGAUUGUACCUAAAUCUGGGUAUAGUUUGGCGAACUAUAUUAAACUUUCAAUGAUUCGACAAUUAUUGGACUAUUUGCAAAGCUAUGUUGGUGAGUGUAUGAUUUAUACAAUUAUUGAUUGGUUAAAUGAAAAUGCUAAUAAGAUCAUCAAUAAUCCAGGCCCAUUAGUAAAGGAAAAAGUCUCCAAAACCAAGAUAGUAACAUCAAACUCUGAUAUUAAAUCAAAAAGAAAAGCUUCUGAUAAAGUGUCAUUUAUAACUGCAAAAGAUAUUGAAAACGUGAAACAAUCAUAUACUUCAAGAACAUCAUCUAGUGAAUACAAGGAUAUGAUUACUCAAAGACAAAAACUUCCAGCAUUUGCUAAAAAAGAAGCAUUGGUUUCGGCUAUCAACUCGAAUCAAGUAACAUUAAUCACUGGUGAAACUGGUUCAGGUAAAUCCACUCAAGUUGUUCAAUUCAUUAUGGAUGAUUUAUAUUCCAAAGGUGAUUUUAAAACCAAGAUCAUAUGUACCCAACCAAGAAGGCUUUCAGCAAUUAGUUUGGCAGAUAGAAUAUCCAAGGAAAGAACUGACUCCAUAGGUCAAGAAACCGGUUAUAUUAUUCGUGGUGAAAACAAAACCGGCAAAAAUACUAGAAUUACAUUUGUCACCACUGGGGUUUUAUUAAGAAUGUUACAAUCAUCUAAAACCAAUGGUAUAUUAGAAAACAUUGGCUAUAUAUUAAUUGAUGAAGUUCAUGAACGUUCAGUUGAUGCUGAUUUCUUGUUGAUUUUGUUAAAGAAAAUGAUGAAAGGUUUCCCCAAAUUAAAAAUUGUCUUACUUUCAGCAACUAUUAGUAUUGAAACUUUUGUUAAUUUCUUCUCCAAACCAUUGACUCCUUUACACAUCGAAGGUAGAACUUUCCCUAUUGAAGACUACUAUUUGGAUAAUAUCUUGUCUUCUUUGAAUUAUAAAAUCCAGAAUUCCGAUGGUGAAUAUGUUACUCCACUGCCAGAUUCACAUUUUUUCAAGUCAGGAAAUAUCAAUUAUGAAUUAAUUGCUAAAUUGGCAGAUUAUAUUGACAAAAAGCUUACACAAGAAGGAAAUUUAGGAUCAAUCUUGAUUUUCUUACCUGGUGUACUUGAAAUUUCACAAACUAUUAAACAAAUAAACAAAGAAAAUCCUAAUUUUAUGGCAUUACCACUUCAUUCAGGAUUGACUUCUGCUGAACAAAAAUUAAUCUUCAAAACCCCACCAAAGGGUAAGAGAAAAGUUGUUGUUUCUACUAAUGUUGCCGAAACUUCUAUCACAAUUCCUGAUUGUGUGGCUGUUAUUGAUACUGGUAAAUCCAAGAAUUUAUUCUUUGAUACUAAGUUGAACACCACCAAAUUGAUAGAAGAUUGGUGUUCACAAGCUGAAGUUCGUCAAAGAAGAGGUAGAUCAGGUAGAGUAACAGCUGGUGUUUGUUAUCAUUUGUAUACCAAAGAUACUUUUGAAUCUAUGAAACCACAACCAAUUCCUGAAAUCAAACGUACCAGAUUGGAGAAUCUUUAUUUGAUUGUCAAAUCAAUGGGAAUUUCUAAUGUUGAUGAAUUCUUAUCUAGUGGAUUGGAUGCCCCUGAUAAAUCCUCAUUAAAUAAAGCCAAUCAAAUACUACACGAAAUUGGAGCAUUGCAAGAUAAUAAAUUGACUAAAUUGGGUAAUUAUAUAUCAUAUUUACCAACAGAUCCACAAAGUGCUAAAUUAUUAAUAAUGGGAUGUAUUUUUGGAUGUUUGGAUAUUUGUUUGACCCUUUCUGCUAUUAGUUCUACAGGAAGUCCAUUUAUUAAUAGUUUUGAACAAAGAGAUAAAUUAAAACAAAUACAACGGAAUUUUAGUAAUGGACAAGGGGAUUUUAUAAGUAUGGCAAAUGCCUAUGAUGCAUAUAUGAAUAAGGAUCGAUCAAAGAGAUUUCUAAAUGAUAAUUUCUUGUCGUAUACCACAAUCAAGGAUAUCACAUCUACAAGAUCACAGUACCUUUCUUUAUUGACAGAAUUGGGAUUUGUACCAAGAAAAUAUCAAGAAUCCGAUAAUAAGAAUAGUACUAAUUGGUCAUUAGUUAGGGCAAUAGUUGCUGGUUCGUUCUAUCCUCAAAUAGCAAGAGUUCAGUAUCCUGAUCCUAAAUAUUUUAAAUCAAGUUCUGGUUCUGUUGAAAUUGAUCCUGAUGCUAGACAAAUUAAAUUCUGGACUAAAAAUACUGAACAAAAAGACGAUUCAUUACCUGCUUCUAGAGUAUUUAUUCAUCCAUCAUCUGUUUUAUUUAACGAUAAAAACUCAGAUUUCACAGUUCUUGAUGAUGAAGUCCUUGCUAAAAUUAGUCAUGAAGAUGGAACUAUCGAUGUUGAAAAGGCGAGACAAUUGAUUGAUUUUAAAACUCCACAAUUACCAAAAUCUUCAUCUUCUUCAUCUUCUUCUGCAUUAUCAAAGGAUUCAUUUAUUGCUUUUAGAUCAUCUCAUUUGACUACAAAACUUUAUAUCCGUGAUAUAACUCCUACGAAUCCAUUAUCAGUUUUAUUAUUUGGCGGUGAUUUUAGUUAUGAUUUAUCUGGUGUUAACUCUGGUCAAUUGAGUCAUGGUAUAGUUAUUGAUAAUUGGUUACCUAUUAGAACAUGGUGUAAAAAUGGGGUUUUAAUUAAACAUUUGAGAAAGAUCUUGGAUUCUUUAAUUGAUGCUAAAUUAUCCAAUCCUGGACAAUCAACUGAUAUAGAUGAUGAUGUUUAUGAAGUUAUUCAAAAGAUUAUCAAUUUAUAG
Candida tropicalis MYA-3404 is the source of this 4176-nucleotide messenger RNA. RefSeq names its product putative helicase. The transcript has a single exon. Gene Ontology annotation, cellular component: intracellular anatomical structure. Lineage: Eukaryota; Fungi; Ascomycota; Pichiomycetes; Serinales; Debaryomycetaceae. The record is from RefSeq and is a predicted model, not a curated record. The coding region runs from base 1 to 4176 and encodes 1391 amino acids. Gene Ontology annotation, molecular function: protein binding; RNA binding; ATP binding.